Messenger RNA from Manduca sexta (tobacco hornworm), 3435 nucleotides. RefSeq names its product protein FAM114A2. The coding region runs from base 158 to 1849 and encodes 563 amino acids. NCBI's taxonomy places the organism in Eukaryota, Metazoa, Arthropoda, Insecta, Lepidoptera, Sphingidae. The record is from RefSeq and is a predicted model, not a curated record. The transcript is spliced from 11 exons.
AACUGGUAACUCAGCCAUGUAGUCACAAAAAGUGACAACACGUACUUAGUUUUUGAUUUAGUAAUAAAAUAUUUUAAUAAAUUAAUUUAAUAUACAUACGUAACAUUUAAAUAUUCGUAAUAUUAUAUAGUGCGUAGUAUAUUUUUAUUUAUUUACCAUGCCAUCAAGCGAUAGUGAAGACUUUGAGAGUGCGGACGAGGGACAAAGUUAUGAAAAAAAGGAUCGUAAAAAGAGAUUAUCCUCUUCAAAUUACAGUGACAAUGCGUUAGAGUCUGACCAAAAUGUAGCAAAAAGUGCAGCACAAUCCAGCAAUGUUGGAAAACCAGCGGAUAAACAACAAGAUGCAGAUGGAUGGGAUGAUUUUGACAUAGAUGACGAUGAUACAAAUAUUGCAACUGCUUCUGACAGAAAUGACAAUAAAAGUAAGAGUAGUGUAAGUACGAAACCUGCAGUAAAGGAGAGUAACACUGGAUGGGAUGACUUCGAUGAUUGGGGCCAAGAUGAUGGGUAUAGCAAUGCUCCGAGAGAACCUGCAAAACCAAAGCUAGCCGAGCUGGAUGCGGAACUAAAUGCAAUUAAAGAUAAAAUGGCGCCUACACCUGCGCCUGCGCCUGCUCCCACUGGUGGUGGGUGGGGAUGGAGCAUGCAUUCACUGCUCAACACUGCUACAGCUGGCAUUACAACACUAACUAGUCAAGUGUCUCAGGGUAUAACAACAGUCCUAGAGACAGGAAUUGGGGCACCCGAGCCCGAAGAACUAGCUAGGAAAGCGAGUCAGAUUAAAGAAAGCAAACCAAGUAGUUCCUCUAACUCUCCUAGCGUUGAACAAUUACCAGAGAGUGCUAGUGCUCAGUCCAAAGAUGGUGACGGUGCUUACUUGCCAUUCGGUAAUUUGAUUUCAGGUGUUACCAAAUUCGUUGAGACUACGGGUCCCAAAGUGAUAUCAGGUGGUCUAGACACAUUAGAAACAAUAGGUAAAAAGACAAUGGAGAUCUUACAAGAUGGAGAUCCAGGUUUGGUUAAAAAGAGAGCCAUGCUCGGUCUAAGUUCUGAAGAUAAACCGGUCUUAUCCCAAGUCCUGAGAGAAGCAAGAGAGAAGGCAGAACAGGAGGAAGAUAAGACAGAAGGAGUGGUAGAAGAGAAGAGAGUUGUUGAAGUUGUUAAUUAUGAAAAUCUGUUUAAUGAUUUUGACGGUCCCGUGUAUUUAGAAGCGCUGAAGCUGUUAUCUUCUCAAACAAGCAUGCGUAUCGAAGAACAGAAACGAACCUUGGACGCCGCCAACCGACAAGCCAUGGAGGAAACGUUAGAAAUGGUUGUAGAAAUCUACGAAUUACCAGAGAAAGAGGAAGAUGAAGACGACGAGCCGUCUCCAGAAGGGUCCAAGCUGGACGCGUUCCACGAACGGCUGCAGGCCGCCACGCAGGACCUCAGCAUCAAACUGCAGUUCCAGCCUGUUGUCAAACAAUACAAAGAAGUGCUAGACUGGCUUUCAAACACUGAAGACGUCACAGUAGAUGUUAUAUACAAACAGGCGGUAUCUUCGCUAGCGCAAGCUACAUCUCUGUCCAUGCACUUGUACCACAAGACGAGCGAGUUGAUAUUAGCAAGCAAGAUACGGUCCACUGUCGACGAGUCUACCGCGUUAUCACAAUUAACCGUAGUCUUGAGGAAGCAUAUAAGCGACUUGGCCGCGCAGUUCGCAGAGAAACUCAACUCAAUAUCUGCGGACAAUAAACAGCAAGUCAACGAAUACAUUACCAAUAUAUUUUUAGAGGCGGGUAACAGCUCCACGUAUUUAGAAACCGCAUUCCAGCUAGCCCUGCCCAUAAUUCAGAUAGGAGCAAUUUAAAUAAUCUCGACGAGUAUUCGAAUAUAUAUAAGAAUAAAGUGUACGGGAAUUAUAUUAAAAAAAAUAUAUUUACGAAUGUAGUAUCCAAACGAUGUUAUUUGUAUCUUCUGAGAUAUCUCAGGAAGUGUAGAAAUGUAAAGAUCAGGAAGGACGAAAUUGUUCGUUUAAAAAUCAUAUUAUGUAAGGUGUAAAGUACUUCGCCAAUGGCAUCUCAGAUUCCUGCUUAUUUACUUAAAAAUACCACAAGCUUCCAAAACUCUUUAUUCCUACUUACAGUGACGAAAGGCACCAAUCACUCCUCUUCAAAAAAAAAUAUAGCUUUGGCAAGAUUACCUGCACAAUAUCAGAAAGCAUUAUACCCAGUGUAACUACUGGACAUAAUAAGACUUAACAUCUCUUGUCUCAGGACGAGCGCAGUGGAAUACCAAACAAUACUUUGUAAUUCAAGGUGUUGGAUGGUGUUUCUACUGUUUAUGGGCGGUCGUAUCGCUUACCAUCAGGCGAACGGCAAGCUCGUCUAGUCAUUCAAAGCAAAAAGUAAGUCGAUGUCGAAUUUUGAUGUUCGUGGUUGAUCGAGAGACCAUUGCGUCAGUCAGAUGUUCGUCUCUCAACCAAUCAAUAAAACACGAGUCAUUUCGGGUUUUUUGCUACAUUUCAAGCACAUUGGAUAUAUUUGCCACUGCGAGCAAUCGUCUCUUUUCAUAAAAAAAAUAUGUAACCUCAACUGUCGGUAAUAUUGCGAAAAUCUUACAAAUGCUCUAUUUUGAGGCAAUUCCAAGCACACUGGAUAUAUUUAUUACUAGGCGAGCAAUCGUCUCUUGUUCAUAAAAAAAUAGGUAACUUCAACUGUCGGUAAUAUUGCGAAAAUCUUACAAACGCUAUAUUAUUUUGGGGCAAUUCCAAGCCCACUGGAGGUAUUUCCCACUAGAUGAGCAAUCGUCUCUUUUUCAUAAAAAAUAAGGAACCUCAACUAUCGGUAAUAUUGCGGAAAUCUUACAAACGCUCUAUUUUGGGGCAAUUCCAAGAACACUGGAUAUAUUUCCCACUAGGAGAGCAAUCGUCUCUUUUUCAUAAAAAAAAAUAUGUAACCUCAAGUGUUGAUAAUAUUGCGAAAAUCUUUUAAACGCUCUAUUAUUUUGGGGCAAUUCAAAGCACAUAUAAUUUACUACUACACAAUAAAUCGUAUCUUUUUCAUAAAAAAAAUAUGUAACCUCUACUGUCGGUAAUAUUGCGAAAAUCUUACAAACGCCCUAUUUUCGAGCAAUUCCAAGCGCAAAAGAUAUGUUUACUUCUAGGUGAGCAAUCGUCUCUUGUUCAUAAAAAAAAAUAUCUAACCUCAACUGUCGGUAAUAUUGCGAAAAUCUUAUCAACCCACUACUUUUUCGGGGUAAAUUCAUUUUUUACAAUUAUGUAUAUAGUUAUGUUUGAUAUAUCGGCUUAAAUAAUACUAUAGAACUUGUAUAUUGUAUUUUUCUCGGAGCAAUUUCAUAUCAUUUUAGUUAAUUAUAUAUUGAAUGUUAACCACGGUACUAAAGUUUAACAAUGUUCAAAUUUGAUGUGAAUAAAUAUUAUUUUUAUGAAAACUA